AGAUUUUGGAGCCGGUUUUUUUAUUAUUAAACAUCACAGGACAAAGAAUUUUAUGAUUGCAUAUGGCGUCUAUAUAAUUGCCAAGGCAGUUUGAUGUUUGACUAUCGGUUUGUGAUUAAUAGAUAUAAUUUCAAUAAAAAUGUCAAAUUUAAAUGAAUAUGAUGAUUACCGAGACUCAGACUUAAUCGAUGAAGCUACGUUUGAUCAAAUACAGCAGGAAGCAAGGGAAAAGGGUUUAACUCUAUUUGAUCUGGAAGACAUACAAGAACCAAAAUUUAUUAAACACGAUUAUUCAAAUCAAGAAAAUUCAUUGGAGGGUUUGAAUAUAGAUCAGUUUAACUCAAGAUGUGAUAUUCCAUCAAAUGAAGAAUUUCCAGGCCAUCUCAAGUUUCAAUUGCUUUUACCAAAUCAAAAUACAUCAAAAAAUUUGAUGUACUCUCAAAGUCUUAAAAAAGUAUAUAUCAAUAUGGAACAAACCUUACCUAUACGAUUCAAAUGGGACCCACCUGUGGAUGGCUUAUAUCUGCGUACUUCUAUGGUAUUUAGUUUGGAUCAAUACAGAAAUGAUCCUGUACAUAGAUGCCACAAUCAUAUGGCCUUAUCAAAUCCCAGCAAUCAAGAUAUAAAUCCUAGAAUAAUUAAGCAUGUGGUUCGUUGUUCAGAGCCAUCAAGCAUAUAUGAAAAUAAUAACGAUCAUUUGUCUGUGAUUACACCAUUGCGUACACCACAAGUUGGUUCACAAUAUGUUCAAUUGUAUUUUCAAUUCUUUUGUAAGAAUAGUUGUACAUCUGGGAUGAAUCGUAGACCAACAGAACUAGUUUUCACAUUAGAAGAUAGUCAGUAUAGUGUCCUUGGACGUCGUAAAUUACUAGUUAGAGUUUGUAGUUGUCCUAAGAGAGACAAAGAAAAAGAGGAAAAUGGAACCACAAAUGAUGUAUCUGGUUCCAAUAAAAGAAAACGUACAGUUACUCCAAGUAAAAAGGUUAUUUUACCAUCAUGUGAUACACAUGUUUAUAAUAUUCAACUAAACGUUGUUGGCAAAGAAAAUUAUUUAGCGGUCAUGAAAUAUGCUCAUGAUGUUAUGGCUGGUCAAGCUUCGCGAACGGGACAAGUAGAAUUUUUUAAACCUUAUAUGGAUAGCAUAUUACAUAAAAUGCCAUAACUUUUUAAUUAAAAAUUUUAAAUGAAACAUUAAAAGAAAAAGUGUUACUAUAAAUUUAAUCAUUGUUGUAAUCGUAAGAUAUACAAAAUUUUAAAUAAUAAAUAUACAUAACGAU
Messenger RNA from Polistes canadensis, 1277 nucleotides. It is a transcript of the gene p53, whose product is annotated as cellular tumor antigen p53. The transcript has 3 exons. Gene Ontology annotation, molecular function: DNA-binding transcription factor activity, RNA polymerase II-specific; RNA polymerase II cis-regulatory region sequence-specific DNA binding. Gene Ontology annotation, cellular component: nucleus. The coding region runs from base 140 to 1162 and encodes 340 amino acids. Lineage: Eukaryota; Metazoa; Arthropoda; Insecta; Hymenoptera; Vespidae. Gene Ontology annotation, biological process: apoptotic process; regulation of transcription by RNA polymerase II. The record is from RefSeq and is a predicted model, not a curated record.